AUGGAUGAUCUUACAAAAUCUGUUAGCAAUGAGGCGGUUGGAUCAUUAAAUGCAUGCUUCCUUGCAAAGAGGAAUUUCCAAGUUGAUGUAUAUGAAGCUAGGGAAGAUCUCCGAGUGGCUAAAUUUGCACGUGGAAGAAGCAUUAACUUGGCCCUUUCUUAUAGAGGACGGCAAGCCUUGCACGCCAUUGGCCUGGAAGAUCAGAUUGUAGCCCAAGGUAUUCCCAUGAGAGCAAGAAUGAUUCACUCUCUUUCAGGAAAAAAGUCUGCAGUUCCCUAUGGGACCAAGUCACAGUAUAUUCUUUCUAUAAGCAGAGAAAAUCUAAACAAGGAGCUGUUGACUGCUGUUGAGAAAUACCCCAAUGCAAAGGUGCACUUUGGCCACCGGCUGUUGAAAUGUAAUCCUGAGGAAGGAGGGAUCACAGUGCUUGGAUCUGACAAAGUUCCCAAAGAUGCCACUUAUGACCUCAUUGUAGGAUGUGAUGGAGCCUACUCAACUGUCAGAACUCACCUCAUGAAGAAACCACGCUUUGAUUACAGCCAGCAGUACAUUCCUCAUGGGUACAUGGAGCUGACGAUUCCACCCAAGAAUGGGAAUUAUGCCAUGGAACCUAAUUAUCUGCAUAUUUGGCCUAGAAAUACCUUUAUGAUGAUUGCACUUCCUAACAUGGACAAAUCUUUCACAUGUACUUUGUUCAUGCCCUUUGAAGAGUUUGAAAAACUUCUAAGCAGCAGUGAGGUGCUGAAUUUCUUCCAGAAGUACUUUCCAGAUUCCAUCCCUCUAAUUGGAGAGCAAGCCCUAGUACAAGAUUUCUUUCUGUUGCCGGCCCAACCCAUGAUAUCCGUGAAGUGUUCUUCUUUUCACAUUAAAUCACACUGUGUGCUGAUGGGGGAUGCGGCUCAUGCCAUAGUGCCCUUUUUUGGACAAGGAAUGAAUGCAGGCUUUGAAGACUGCCUGGUAUUUGAUGAGUUAAUGGAUAAAUUCAAUAAUGACCUUAGUGUGUGUCUUCCUGAAUAUUCAAGAUUGAGAAUUCCAGACGACCAUGCAAUCUCAGACCUGUCCAUGUACAAUUACAUAGAGAUGCGAGCACAUGUCAACUCGAGGUGGUUCAUCUUCCAAAAAACCAUGGAGAGAUUUCUUCAUGCUAUUAUGCCGUCUACCUUUAUCCCUCUCUAUACCAUGGUUGCCUUCUCCAGAAUAAGAUACCAUGAGGCAGUGCUGCGCUGGCAUUGGCAGAAAAAGGUGAUAAAUAAAGGACUCUUUUUCUUUGGAACACUGAUAGCCAUCGGUAGCACCUACCUACUUAUGUGCUCCAUGUCACUGAGACCUCUGCACUAUGUCAGAAGACCAUGGGACUGGCUCACUUACUUCCAGAACAGGACCUGUUUUCCUGCAAACUCCAUGGAGUCACUAAAAGAAAUUCCCAAUGUCAUUAGCAGGUGA
This is a messenger RNA of Prionailurus viverrinus (fishing cat), 1443 nucleotides long. It is a transcript of the gene KMO, whose product is annotated as kynurenine 3-monooxygenase. The record is from RefSeq and is a predicted model, not a curated record. Gene Ontology annotation, biological process: NAD+ metabolic process; L-tryptophan catabolic process; quinolinate biosynthetic process. Gene Ontology annotation, cellular component: mitochondrial outer membrane. NCBI's taxonomy places the organism in Eukaryota, Metazoa, Chordata, Mammalia, Carnivora, Felidae. Gene Ontology annotation, molecular function: kynurenine 3-monooxygenase activity; NAD(P)H oxidase H2O2-forming activity; FAD binding.